UCGCUAGUAUUUGUCUCUUGUGUGUCCACCGUAGUGCGCUGCAGCCCCUUUGCCCGACUGCAACGCUUGCAAGAUGGAUAGUAUGCCUGCCUUUUAACUGCAGCCUAAUGGAAAAGACACUCUGAGCAGCUGGUCGCAAGGACCCGUGCAAGCACAUACGAGAUGAUACGCUAGGCCAGGCUGUCGGAUGGGCACCUUUUGGUGAUACUCGCCCAACGAUGUCCAAAAGCCUCAAGAAGAAAAAUCACUGGACCAACAAAGUCCACGAAGCAGUGAUAUGUAGGAGCAAAGACGGAGAACUGGGGUUCGAACUGAAGGGGGGCGCGGAAAAUGGGCAGUUUCCCUACUUCGGGGAGGUGAAGCAGGGUAAAGCGGCCGUGCAGAGCGGCAAGCUGGCCCAGGAUGAACUGCUGCUAGAAGUAAACGACAUGCCGGUGGCUGGUCUCACGAUCCGGGACGUACUGGCCGUGAUUAAACACUGCAAAGACCCGGUUCGCUUCAAGUGUGUCAAACAAGGGGGUGUGGUUGACAAGGACCUACGUCACUACCUCAACCUGCGCUUCUCCAAGGGCUCCCUUGACCACGACCAUCAGCAGAUCAUCAGGGACAACCUCUACCUCCGCACUGUGCCCUGUACGACCAGACAGCCUAAGGAGGGGGAAGUUCGAGGGGUGGACUACAACUUUGUGAGUGUGGAGCGCUUUAUGGAACUGGAGCAGAGUGGAGCACUUUUAGAGAGUGGAACAUAUGAAGAUAACUUCUACGGCACGCCCAAGCCCCCAGCAGAGCCCUCCCCAGCAGCCCCGCCCCUGAAUGUGAGCGAGGCACUGCUGCCCGGAGCACGGCCCAGUGCCCAGGGCAAGAGGAAGAGGAACCAGUCAGUCAGCAACAUGGAGCAGAGGGCCAGUCUGGAACCUCCACCUGAGGAGGAGGAGGAGGAGGAGGGGGGAGGGGGCGGGCGCGGAGGCCCUGUUGUCAACGGCAAUGGCAUGGCCAUCACGCCUGAGUCGAGUGAACAUGAGGACAAGAGCACAGACGCUUCAGACGAGGUCCCUGUGGAGGCCCCACCUCUGCCUCCCUCAUCCUGCGACCCCCCCACGGAGGGGGACGAGCCCCCCAAGUCCCCCCCCAAGCUACCAGAGGGGGGGGACGAGGAAGAGCUGGGAGCUUUGCCUGACAACUGGGAGAUGGCCUACACUGAGAAAGGAGAAGUCUACUUCAUAGAUCACAACACUAAAACCACUUCAUGGUUGGAUCCUCGUCUUGCUAAGAGAGCCAAGCCACCUGAGGAGUGUAAAGAGGAUGAGCUCCCGUAUGGCUGGGAGAAGAUAGAUGACCCCAUCUACGGCAGCUACUACGUCGACCACAUCAACAGGAGAACCCAGUUUGAGAACCCGGUUCUAGAGGCCAAGAGGAGGAUGGAACAGCAGCAGAUGCAGAGUCAGGGUCUGUCUGCCUUACCACUGCCUAGCAUAUACAGAGAGAGACCCCCCUUCACUCGGGACCCCACCCAGCUGAAAGGGAACUUCCUGUCAACGGCACUGCAGAAGAGCAACAUGGGCUUCGGCUUCACCAUCAUUGGAGGAGACGAGCCUGAUGAGUUCCUGCAGGUGAAAAGUGUGAUACCAGAGGGACCCGCUGCACAGGAUGGCAAGAUGGAUACCGGUGAUGUCAUUGUGUACAUCAAUGACAUCUGCGUGCUGGGCACCACCCACGCUGACGUGGUCAAGCUGUUCCAGUCGGUGCCCAUCGGGCAGAGUGUGACCCUGGUGCUGUGCCGGGGUUACCCCCUGCCCUUCGACCCCGAGGACCCCAACGCCGCGGCGGCCGCUGCCUCUAUGACGCCCAUCGGCCUGGAACAUCGCCCCCUAGUGGUUAAUGGCCGCGGGGGCUACAACCCCUACCUGGAGUACCUGUCGCUGAGCUCCCAAUUGCCCCCGCAGGCCCUGGCCAUGCCCCCCCCGCACCCUGGGGACACUCACCUGGACGGCUCCUCCCUGCCCCCCACCACUCCUGGCACAGGCCCCGCCCUCACCCCGCACGAGGACAAUGUCUCCAUGGCAUCAUCAGGGGCGACCGGGAUGGCCGGCGGAGUCACAGGGCCGGGAGCAGAGCUGCUGACCGUUACCAUGGUGAAGGGAGCUGAGGGGUUUGGGUUCACCAUCGCCGACAGUCCAACUGGGCAGCGAGUGAAGCAGGUUCUGGAGCCUGGCUCCCAGGGUGCAAUGGGGCUGAUCGAGGGCGACCUGAUUGUGGAGGUAAACCGUCAGACGGUGGCGGGGGCUGGACACGGCCGUGUGGUGGAGCUGCUGAAGGACUGUCCUGUCGGGGGAGAGGCUACGCUACUGGUGCAGAGAGCAGGAAAUGCAUCUCCAUGGAAGUCCAAUCAGCUGUCAGAGUCGUGGGAUCUUCAGGGGAGCCCCUCCCAGACCGGUCUGUCUGCCCCACCCCUCCUGCCCCCUGGGACCCCGUCCCAGCCUCAGCACCGGUCCUCUGUCCCAGACUCCACCGAAGGCUUCGACCUCAACAAACCCGACCCUUAUGACCUCUAUGAGAAGUCCAGGGCCCUCUACGAGAGCCGUCGACCAGAAUAUCAGGAUGUGGAAGUUCAUCUCCUGAGAGAGAAGACCGGAUUUGGGUUUCGCAUCCUGGGCGGAGACGAGGCCGUGCAGGCUGUGAGUCCGGACGCACGUGACAAGAUUGUGAUUGGUGCCAUCAUUGAGAACACGCCGGCCGAGAGGGACGGCAGGCUGCGCCCUGGUGAUGAGCUCAUCUCCGUGGACAAGAUGGUCGUGGCCGGGAAACCGCACCGCUAUGUGAUCGACCUGAUGCACGCCGCCGCCCGCAACGGCCAGGUCAGCCUGACGGUCAGGAGGAGGCUCCUCACCCCCGGAGAAGUGUGUCCGGUGAACGGCCGAAGCCCUGGCUCCGUGUCUACCCAGCACAGCUCCCCCCGCAGCGAUCCCGCUUCCGGUGGCCCCAUCACUCCCGGCAAUGCCGCUCCCACUGGCCCCGCCCCGCCGGAGGGCUCCGCCCUGCAGACCAGUGACGUGGUCAUCUAUCGCAAGGAAACCGAAGGCUUUGGAUUUGUCAUCAUCAGCUCGCUGAACCGUCCGGAAAACACAGCCGUCAUCAAUGUGCCGCACAAGAUUGGACGCAUCAUUGAGGGCAGUCCUGCUGACCGCUGUGGCAAGCUGAAGGUGGGCGACCGCAUCCUGGCUGUCAACGGGCAGUCUAUCAUCAGCAUGCCACACGCCGACAUCGUCAAGCUGAUCAAGGAUGCUGGGCUGACCGUCACACUACAUAUCAUACCUGAGGAAGAUCCCCAUUCGGGACCUGGUUCAGAGAAACAGAGCCCCCUGACCCAGAAACACAGUCCCCAGACCCAGCCCAGUCCUGUAGCCCAGCCCAGCCCAGCUGUCCCCCCGCCCGCCUCAGCAACGGGCCAACCAGGACCACCGGCCCCCCAGCCAGGACCACCGGCCCCCCAGCCAGGACCACCGGCCCCCCAGCCAGGAUCUCCAGCCCCUCAGCCCGGCCCAGCACCCACCCCGCCCGGCCAGCAACAGAGCCCGGUGAGCCAGCCCACUGGACCCCCUCCUCCACAGAUCUACCUCCAUGAUGGCAGUAGAUCAGAGGUGAAAGCAAGACAAGACGUUAAACCGGAUAUCCGCCAGCCCCCAUUCACUGACUACCGGCAACCCCCAGUAGACUACCGCCAUCCACCAGUAACAGACUACCGGCAACCGCCAACGUUGGACUACCGGCACCCUCCCCCUCUCCUGGACUACCGGCCACACCCGGCCACCGCCCAGUUUCCCAUCGGACAGUUUCCUCCAGACUUCAGACCACAGCUCAGCGUGGUGCCACUGCAGGACUAUGACUACUUCACUGUGGAGCUGGAGAAGAGUGCCAAAGGCUUUGGCUUCAGCAUCCGUGGGGGGCGGGAGUACAAGAUGGACCUGCUGGUGCUGCGUCUGGCUGAGGACGGGCCUGCCAUCCGCAAUGGCAGGAUGAGGGUGGGGGACCAGAUCAUAGAGAUUAAUGGGGACAGCACCAGGGACAUGACCCAUGCUCGGGCCAUUGAGCUGAUCAAGGCUGGUGGCCGGAGGGUUAGGCUGCUCCUGAAGAGAGGCACAGGGCAGGUGCCUGAGUAUGGACUGGUACCGUCCAACCUGGCCAUGUGCAUGCAAGACAGUGCCUCCAUCAGGGAUGCCCUUCCUCCAGCCCACCCUGCCCUGUCGGAAGUGACCCUUGACCCCCAGACGCCCCCCCCCUUCCCAGCCUCAUCCAACCCAGCAUCCGCCUCAGACCCCCCUCACCAGCUCUCUCUAGAAGCCCCUCUACGCAUGGUGGGCCUGGCUCCACAGCAGACAGACCUUUGGUCCACAAGAGGGGGCCCAGGUGGCAGGUCCACCCAGCCAAGGUGCACAGUCCAGGGGCAGGAAACCUAUCCGGUGCCUAGAGAUGUUGAGGGGGGACACUGGCAGAUGCAGCCCCGGCCCUUGAAAGCUGCCUGGGGAAGGUCCAUGGAAAGGAGGGAUGGAGAGAACAGUAGCCCCGGGGGUGAGAAGGAGCAGGCACAAGCUGCCUGGCCCUGGGACCCAUACCUGAAUGUGAGCUUGAAUGGAGCUGACCCUGGGCAUCUGAAGGACAGGCCUGAGCCCAGAGGCCUGCAGCCCAGAGUGGAGGAGGGGGCACUAGGUCACAGUGGGCUCUACUGCCACUCUCUGGGCCUGGAGGGUCCUGUGGAUGGGAGUGCAGGUGCUCUAGGGCCCUGGGGCUCUCCUGGGCAGGACAGACCGGCCGGCACCCUCCGGUCCUGGACCUCCACAGUGAGCAGAUAGACCAGAUCAUGUGUAGUCAGCCUGUGUAAGACUAGGCUGGACUGGCUGGGCUCAUCUCAGGCUCUCCAUUCAACCCUACAGUCACAUCCUAGAGGAAUCUUGUUCUCCCCUCUUCUCUCUCCCCCUCUCCUCUCUCCCCCUCUUUUCUCUCCUCUCUCCCCUCUCCCCCUCUUCUCU
Messenger RNA from Hypomesus transpacificus, 5024 nucleotides. RefSeq names its product membrane-associated guanylate kinase, WW and PDZ domain-containing protein 2-like. Gene Ontology annotation, molecular function: type II activin receptor binding; SMAD binding; signaling receptor complex adaptor activity. Gene Ontology annotation, biological process: signal transduction; receptor clustering. The record is from RefSeq and is a predicted model, not a curated record. Bases 219 to 4847 code for a protein of 1542 amino acids. The transcript is spliced from 23 exons. Gene Ontology annotation, cellular component: cytoplasm; dendrite. Lineage: Eukaryota; Metazoa; Chordata; Actinopteri; Osmeriformes; Osmeridae.